UGUCCCACCUCCAUCCAUCCUCAACCUCGCACAGCGCACCGCGAUGGCCAUCUUCAACCGUCGAGGAGCAACAGACGCAGGUCCCGCCUCCAAGCCUGGUGGGCCUGCCGGUGGAGCAGGAGCAGCUGACAAUGAUACCGAUAGCGUCAUUAAGGAGAAGAAGCCCUUUGCUCAGCGAAAGCCGGCAAACACCGCCUUCAAGCAACAAAGACUGAAAGCAUGGCAGCCCAUCCUCACACCGCGAUCCGUCUUGCCUACAUUCUUCGUCCUGGGUCUCAUCUUUGCGCCCAUCGGGGCUGUGCUUUACUACUUUUCAUCCACCGUCAGCGAGCUCACAAUCGACUACACGGAGUGCAUCUCCCUCCCGCUCAACGAAGACCAAGCCAUCCCGAGCAGCAAAUACAGCUAUCAGCUGCACGACAUCAGUAGCUCCAACUUUCAGCAGCCUAGGUGGACCAGGACGGGCGAGAAUGCUUGCCAGGUCUUCUUCUGGAUCCCCACGGACCUAGACCCGCCCCUCUUCCUCUACUACAAGCUCACAAAUUACUACCAGAACCAUCGACGCUACGUCAAGUCUCUGGACACUCAACAGCUCCUCGGCGAAGUGCGUACGGCCGAUGAUCUGCAGGGCGGGCAGUGCAAGCCCGUCGGCAAGGACGACGCUACAGGGAAAGCCAUCUACCCUUGUGGAUUGAUCGCCAACUCGGUAUUCAACGACACGUUUGGGGACCCGAUUCUCCUGACUAGCAGUACGAGUCAGAAUGUCACGUACGCGAUGAGCGAGAGGGGGAUCGUUUGGCCGGGGGAGAAGGACAAGUAUAAGCGAACCACCAUGGACCCUUCGCAGCUGAUCCCGCCUCCGUACUGGCGCGGAGCUACAGGGGAGCGUUAUGGCAAGCCCAGCGGGGAGUACUUUGCAAACGGAUCGAACCUUUUCGAUCCCUCGCAAGACGAGCACUUCAUGGUCUGGAUGCGCACAGCCGGCCUCCCAACCUUCCGCAAGCUCUACAAACGCAACGAUGCCGACGUGCUGCGCGCGGGUUACUACCGACUAGACAUAACGGACAACUAUCCCGUCACGAUGUUCAAAGGGACAAAGAGCAUCGUAAUCUCCACCGUCUCCUGGGUAGGAGGUAGGAACCCUUUCUUGGGGAUUGCCUACAUUGUAGUUGCGGGAUUGUUGAUCCUUUUGGGGCUGGUGUUCACGGCGAAUCACCUGGUUAGGCCGAGGAGAUUGGGGGAUAUGAGUUUGUUGAGCUGGAAUGCUGAGGAGGGGGGGAGAUGAUGAGUGAGCGUGUGCGAGGUGGACACGGGGUGUGGCCUGCGGCCCCCCCUUUCUGUAUAUGACGACUCUUUUUGUUCGGAGCUGCGACUCGACGCGAAAUGACC
Molecule: messenger RNA, 1389 nt
Organism: Jaminaea rosea
Lineage: Eukaryota; Fungi; Basidiomycota; Exobasidiomycetes; Microstromatales
Product: Lem3/Cdc50
Exons: 5
Coding region: 44-1285 (413 amino acids)
Cellular component (GO): plasma membrane; endoplasmic reticulum; Golgi apparatus
Source: RefSeq, a predicted model, not a curated record